This is a messenger RNA of Yamadazyma tenuis ATCC 10573, 1663 nucleotides long. The record is from RefSeq and is a predicted model, not a curated record. NCBI's taxonomy places the organism in Eukaryota, Fungi, Ascomycota, Pichiomycetes, Serinales, Debaryomycetaceae.
GCCUGAGAAUCUUUGCCAUAAUAUAUCCUUUCACGGGAAAUGCUGUCACCAAAGGAGUUCAACUUCACCUCUCCAGGCCAAGCAUUGCAAGCCAUUGCGAAGGAUGGUCUGCCAGGCUCACCCAAUAAUCUCUCCCGGUCCCAGAGCAGAGCUCAAUCUCAGUCUCCAGAUAUAGCCAUGGACAUAGAUAUUCCCGUACCUGAAGUUAAACCCGAUCAGCUAGAGAAACUACACCAACAAGAAUUAAUCCCCGAGCUAUUUGGAGUGCUACAUGACUUACAAUCGGGUAUUUUGCUGGCCAAAGACUUUGAUAACCAGGUAGGUGGAAUACGACUCAAAUUGGCCAACAUUAAACAGUAUUUAAGAGACUUUCCUGGAAUAACAGAGAGUGUAGACACCCGGGUGGAACGAAUUGAGACACUUCGGGUCAACAACGAGAGCAAACUCGAGGUGAUGAAGACGUUUAAAGAGAAGGUAGAAGCCCAUUUCAAGUAGCACUGAAGCCACUGAAGCUAGCUUAUAUACAAUAUCAAUUCCACCCAUAAAUAGUAAUGAUAUAAUGUCAAACUCACAAAAUACACGUGUUUGUGGUCCUGUUGGGGGUUCUAGAGUUGAGGAUCAAUUAAAUGAACCUCAUCUGGCCGCACUAAAUUUGUUUUUUUCCUUCCUCCAACAAUGAGUUUGCUCAACAGAUUGACUAGGUUAAUUCCCCAGGACUUCCAACUUAAGGACUACCCCGCGUUGACAGUAGGUUUGAUUCCAUUCACAUUUCUCCUUUUACUCCUUGAUUCCUUCUCAAAUCGUGCCCUCAGCAAUUUCUUCUCCUUAGAUCCCUAUGCUCCAUUCCGAUUCGAUUUGAAUCGAGUAUCAUUUUAUGUGCUCUACCACACCGGAUUCACCCAUUAUUUGGUCAACAUUCUUGCCAUUGCUGCCCCUAUGUGCCACUUCGAAAGAGCACAUGGUACGGUUCACACCGGAAUAACUCUCAAUUUGUUGGCGGUCACUGCUGGGUUGCAAUAUUGCUUGUUAGGAAGCUUUUUGUAUCCAAACACGCGUGUUAUCGGAUUAUCGGGAAUUAUCUUCCUGUUCGUUACCUACUUUGCUGUCAAAGAACAUGAGUUCCAGCCAGUGCUGUUCCGUUUUCCGCUCAAUGGUACGGAUAUACUGCUCCCUACCAAGUAUUCUCCCUUCGUGUCAUUGGCAAUUGUGACCGUCAUCUUCCCGGGCCUGUCGUUCUUCGGUCACUUGGCAGGUAUUUCUAGUGGCUACUUGUUGGCCUACGGAAAGUUGAAUAUUCUUUAUCCACCUCUGUCGAUCAUUGUGGCUAUAGAGAACAAAUUAGCAGGACUCAUCAAAUUAUUAGACGGCUUGGUGGAUUUCGUUGGUGAGCAAGAAGCGAUCAAUUUAAGAUACGUGGCCUAUCUGCCGAUAUUCAGUUCUGAUCCAGAGACAGUAGCCAUUUCUAGCUCGACUGAUACAACUGCUCAUACUACGUUCAGAAGCGAAGGACAUGUUUUAGGAGCCGCCUAACUCAGGGGUAAUAAGGGCCCCUCACAAUCGAUCAAAUUAUCCUUCGUUAGAUUCCCAUUGUUUCGAGGAAUCGAAUUUGCCUUCAGGUUUUUAUAGAGUACUUAUUUUGCUAAUUAAGGUUUUUAUUCGCCAA